This is a messenger RNA of Malurus melanocephalus (red-backed fairy wren), 2932 nucleotides long. Its product is annotated as signal recognition particle subunit SRP54. The transcript is spliced from 17 exons. Gene Ontology annotation, biological process: SRP-dependent cotranslational protein targeting to membrane, translocation; SRP-dependent cotranslational protein targeting to membrane. Gene Ontology annotation, cellular component: cytosol; signal recognition particle, endoplasmic reticulum targeting. Gene Ontology annotation, molecular function: endoplasmic reticulum signal sequence receptor activity; ATP hydrolysis activity; GTPase activity. Bases 166 to 1899 code for a protein of 577 amino acids. Lineage: Eukaryota; Metazoa; Chordata; Aves; Passeriformes; Maluridae. The record is from RefSeq and is a predicted model, not a curated record.
UGACGUUUCCCUGGUCGGUGGCGGCCGCGGCUCCUUGCGCUUCCAGCGGCGUCUCGCUGGGCGGCCUCGCCCCGGCGGGCUGGGCUGGGCUGGGCUGGGCGCGCUCCGCCCGCGGGCCCCGCGCCGCGCUCCCGAUCCUUCUGAGUYGUUCUUGAAGCCGCCAAAAUGGUUCUGGCAGAUCUUGGAAGAAAAAUAACUUCAGCAUUGCGCUCUCUGAGCAAUGCUACGAUUAUCAAUGAAGAGGUUUUAAAUGCUAUGCUAAAAGAAGUAUGUACAGCAUUACUGGAAGCUGAUGUUAAUAUCAAACUUGUGAAGCAACUCAGAGAAAAUGUCAAGUCUGCAAUUGAUCUUGAAGAAAUGGCAUCUGGCCUUAACAAAAGAAAAAUGAUCCAACAUGCAGUCUUUAAGGAGCUUGUUAAGCUUGUAGAUCCCGGAGUCAAGGCAUGGACACCUACCAAAGGAAAACAGAACAUUAUAAUGUUUGUUGGUUUGCAAGGAAGUGGUAAAACAACAACUUGUUCAAAGUUAGCAUACUUCUAUCAGAGGAAAGGCUGGAAGACUUGUUUAAUAUGUGCAGACACAUACAGAGCAGGUGCUUUUGACCAGUUAAAGCAGAAUGCCACAAAAGCAAGAAUUCCCUUUUAUGGGAGUUACACAGAAAUGGAUCCUGUAAUUAUUGCCUCAGAAGGUGUUGAGAAAUUUAAGAAUGAAAACUUUGAAAUAAUCAUUGUUGAUACAAGUGGACGACACAAACAAGAAGACUCUUUGUUUGAAGAGAUGUUACAAGUUGCUAAUGCCAUACAACCAGAUAACAUUGUUUAUGUGAUGGAUGCUUCCAUUGGCCAAGCUUGUGAAGCUCAAGCUAAAGCUUUCAAAGAUAAAGURGAUGUAGCUUCUGUUAUUGUUACUAAGCUUGAUGGACAUGCAAAAGGAGGUGGAGCUCUUAGUGCAGUUGCUGCCACAAAGAGUCCUAUUAUUUUUAUUGGAACUGGCGAGCACAUAGAUGACUUCGAACCCUUUAAAACACAGCCGUUCAUCAGCAAGCUGCUUGGUAUGGGUGAUAUUGAAGGAUUGAUAGAUAAAGUAAAUGAGUUAAAGCUGGAUGAUAAUGAAGCACUCAUAGAAAAGCUAAAACAUGGUCAAUUUACAUUAAGAGACAUGUAUGAACAAUUCCAAAACAUCAUGAAAAUGGGACCAUUCAGUCAGAUCUUGGGCAUGAUCCCUGGUUUUGGAACUGACUUCAUGAGUAAAGGCAAUGAACAGGAAUCGAUGGCAAGGCUAAAGAAACUGAUGACAAUAAUGGACAGUAUGAAUGAUCAAGAACUUGACAGUACAGAUGGUGCCAAAGUUUUCAGUAAGCAGCCAGGAAGAAUCCAAAGAGUAGCAAGAGGCUCAGGUGUUUCUACCAGAGAUGUUCAGGAGCUUUUGACCCAAUACACUAAGUUUGCACAGAUGGUGAAAAAGAUGGGAGGCAUCAAAGGGCUUUUCAAAGGUGGUGAUAUGUCCAAGAACGUAAACCCAUCUCAGUUGGCCAAACUGAACCAGCAGAUGGCAAAGAUGAUGGAUCCAAGAGUUCUUCAUCAUAUGGUGUGUGAUUUCCUGGGGGAAAAGAUUGCAUCUGUUCUGGGGAUAAGCACACCAAAAUACCAAUAUGCCAUUGAUGAGUAUUACAGAAUGAAGAGAGAGGAGGAAGAGGAGGAACAGGAAAACAAGAUGUCAGAAGAAGCAGAAAGACGGCAUCAGGAACAGCAGAAUAAGGCACAAGCUGAAGCUCCUGUCCAGACAGACCAGCCUGAAGCAACAGCAGGCUCUUCAUUCGUGAAURUAAACUUUGAAAAUGAGGGAGAUUGCCCGUCCAUUGCGGAAAAUAAACAAGAUGUAGUUCCUGUCCCUCCUUAAGUGUAAAGCUUGUAUAAUGUAGGAAAUAAGAACUGACAGGUGUCACAAUCUGCCUAUAAACAGGAAAAAUAGGAUUAUACUUGUUCACUGAAAUACAACUCCUACCAUUCUUAUUGAUCAGGAGAGAGCUAGGCCAUGUCUGUUCAGUCUGUCUGCCUAAUAAAGGCUGAGGCAUUCUGCCAAAUUGGCACUUCAGUUAAAAGGAAAAUUGCACUACAAACAUUUGGUCUAAAAUUGAAUGUGCGAGCUAAUUUUUGUGUCAAGCAAGUAGAAAUGUCUUCUCUUUGAAUUGCUGUAUCUCUAAUACCUGUGGGUUGCAGAGACAGUGCUGUUUCCUACUUCUAAAAAUGUGAUUUGCACGUUGUUUGCAACUCAGCUCUCUAUGAAUAGAUUAAUAGGAAUUAAUAUCCUGUAACGAGUCAUUAUAUUAGAAUCUUAUUCCCCUAUUUAUUGUCACUGUUGUAUGCAUGUGGUUUUUUUUCUGUUGUUAACAGAAGAGAAAAAUACUAGAUUUAAUGUUAUUUAGAUUCAAGGGUCCACUGACUUUUUUUUUUUAAAUUUAAAAUCCCCAACUUUCCAGGAGGCUGUAAGCAUCCUUAAGAACUUACUAACAAGUACCAGCACUCUAUGAGGCUAAUAGUGCUCAGCUGCUCCAUUCAAUGCUAUAGCAAAGUACAGAACUAACAUCAGUGUAGGAUGUUCUCACUCCAAGCCUAAGAAUUAAGAGACCUCUGUGCUUGAAUGCAGCUCUCAAUGGUCCUGGGAAAGAAAAGAAACUAAAGUCUUGCUUUAGAUUAUAUUAAGUGCACUGGACAGUCUUAGGUACUACCAGUCUAGAACUAUGAACUUUUUUGGACAUCGGUUACCMAAGUCCAUGUACUUGAGUAACCUAAACAAUGUGUUUAAUGUUAAAUUACCAGUAAGGGAUGUGCCAUUGCAGAUGGCAGAGAACACAUAAAUAACUAGAAACAACAAAACUGAACUUAGGACUCUUUCCAUCUCUUAAAUAAAUAUAUUGUGUUGUGAUACUGCA